This is a messenger RNA of Pezoporus flaviventris, 2079 nucleotides long. RefSeq names its product FKBP prolyl isomerase 10 (gene FKBP10). Lineage: Eukaryota; Metazoa; Chordata; Aves; Psittaciformes; Psittacidae. Gene Ontology annotation, molecular function: calcium ion binding; peptidyl-prolyl cis-trans isomerase activity. The record is from RefSeq and is a predicted model, not a curated record. Bases 149 to 1861 code for a protein of 570 amino acids. The transcript is spliced from 10 exons.
CGUUGGGAUCGUGGCUGAGGAAGCGGCAGGCCCGGACACGUGUACAGAAAUUCCGGGCAGGAAUCCCACGGGAAGGGGCGGCCGAGCUGAGCAGGCCCCGUCCCUCCGCCUCCCGCUGCCUUUCCGCCGGCUGCAGCCUCCCAGCGCCAUGGCCCCCGGCAGCGUCUUCCUCCUCCUCCUCCUCCUCCUCCUCCUCAGCAUCCUGGGGGCGCCGGGGCUGGGCGACCCCGGCCCGCUGGAAGACGUGGUGAUAGACAGAUACUACAUCCCCAAAAUCUGCCUGCGGGAGGCCCAGAUGGGGGAUUUCAUUCGCUACCACUACAAUGGGACCUUUAAAGAUGGCCAAAAGUUUGACUCCAGCUACGACCGAGGGGCCACGGUGGCCGGCGUGGUGGGUGUCGGGCGCCUCAUCACGGGCAUGGACCGGGGGCUGCAGGGCAUGUGCGUCAACGAGCGGCGUCACCUCAUCGUGCCCCCCCACCUCGGCUACGGCAGCAUCGGCGUGGCGGGGCUGAUCCCCCCAGACGCCACCUUGUACUUCGAUGUGGUCAUGCUGGACAUCUGGAACAAGAAGGACAAGCUGCAGGUCACCUCCUUGUCCAGACCCCUGCACUGCAACCGCACCGUGGAGGACUCGGACUUCGUGCGCUACCACUACAACGGCACGCUGCUGGACGGGACCCCCUUCGACUCCAGCUACAGCAAGAACAGCACCUACGACACCUACGUGGGCACGGGCUGGCUGAUCAAGGGCAUGGACCAGGGGCUGCUGGGCAUGUGCGCCGGGGAGAAGAGGAGCAUCAUCAUCCCGCCGUUCCUCGCCUAUGGGGAGAAGGGCUAUGGGUCCGUGAUCCCGCCGCAGGCGUCGCUGGUGUUCAGCGUGCUGCUGGUGGACUUCCACAACCCCAAGGACGGGGUGUCCCUGCAGCACCUCGAGGUGCCCGAGCCCUGCAAGCGCCGCGCUGCGAGCGGGGACUUCGUCCGCUACCACUACAACGGGACAUUGAUGGACGGGACGCUCUUUGACUCCAGCUACUCCCGCAACCACACGUACAACACCUACAUCGGGAAGGGCUACAUCAUCCCCGGCAUGGACCAGGGCCUGCAGGGGGUCUGCAUGGGGGAGAGGCGGCGCGUGGUCAUCCCCCCACACCUGGCCUAUGGGGAGAACGGAGCAGGGAACAAGAUUCCCGGCUCAGCCGUGCUCAUCUUCGACGUCCACAUCGUUGACUUCCACAACCCCGAGGACCCGGUGGAGAUGGAGACCUUGUACCGGCCGGAGGGCUGCAACCUCACCACCCGCCCCCGGGACUUCAUCCGCUACCACUACAACUGCUCCUUGCUGGACGGCACCAAGCUCUUCUCCUCCCACGACUACGAGAAGCCGCAGGAAGUGACCCUGGGCACCAACAAAGUGAUCGAGGGCUUGAACAGGGGCCUCCUGGAUAUGUGCGCAGGGGAGCGGAGGGUGCUCAUCGUCCCCCCCCACCUGGGACACGGCGAGAGCGGAGCCCGGGGGGUGCCGGGCAGCGCCGUGCUCCGCUUCGAGGUGGAGCUGAUCUCCAUGGAGGAGGGCGUUCCCGAGGGAUACCUCUUCAUCUGGCACGGGGAGCCCCCGGCCGGCCUCUACGAGCAGAUGGACCUCAACAAGGACGGGGAAAUCCCGGCUGAGGAGUUCUCCACCUUCAUCAAGAGCCAGGUGGCGGAAGGGAAGGGGCGGCUCAUGCCCGGCUCCGACCCGGACAAAGUCAUCGCCGACAUGUUCAGGAACCAGGACCGCAACCAGGACGGGAGGAUCAGCCCCGAGGAGCUGAAGCUGAAGUCGGAUGAGGACCAGGAGAAGAUCCACGAGGAGCUCUGAGGAGCAGCUCCUGCUCUUCCCUGCACACAGGACUCGUCCUGGCCAUGCCCUGGCCGGUCCCCCCCUCCCCAGGAACCUGCCCUUGCCCUUCCCCAGCCCUUCCAGGGGAGAGCAUUUGGGGGUUCCCCCCCCAUCCAUUAACUGAGGGGCUUUGGAUGCUCCUUUGGGCAGGAAAACACCGAGCCCCAGCAAAUAAACCCAGGCAAGAAGGUGGGAAA